CGCGGGAAUCGCUGGUGGCGGCGGCGGGCGGCGGAGCGGAGCGGACGGAGGAGAGCGCUGCGGGCACAAAGACGACAUUCCCCAGAGGAGGGCUCAAAGCUACCGCAGGCAGGAAGAUGACGGCCAUCCUGGAGCGCAUCGGCACUCUGUCCCUCAGCGGGCAGCACCUCAGCCGGCUGCCCAGGCUGCUGGAGGAUGGCUUCCCCAAGAUGCCUUGCACAGUCAAAGAGUGCGAGGUGCCACAGCUCUUCCGUGAGCCAUACAUCCACUCCGGGUACCGUCCCACCGGCCAGGACUGGCGGUACUACUUCCUUAGCCUCUUCCAGAAGCACAACGAGGUGGUCAACGUGUGGACUCAUCUCCUGGCAGCGCUGGCUGUGCUGCUAAGGUUCAAGACGUUUGUGGAGGCUGAGCAGUUGCCUGUGGACGCGUGGUCCUUGCCUUUGCUCAUCUUUGUCCUCUCCUCUGUCACCUACCUGACCUGUAGCCUCUUGGCUCACCUACUGCAGUCUAAAUCGGAGCUGUACCACUACACCUUCUACUUCGUGGACUACGUGGGAGUCAGCAUCUACCAGUAUGGUAGUGCCCUGGCUCAUUUCUACUACAGCUCUGAUCAAGCGUGGUAUGACAAGUUCUGGCUUUUCUUCCUGCCAGCAGCUGCUUUCUGUGGCUGGCUCUCAUGUGCUGGCUGCUGCUACGCGAAGUACCGGUACCGACGGCCUUACCCCAUCAUGAGGAAGAUGUGCCAGGUGAUCCCAGCCGGGCUAGCAUUCAUCUUGGAUAUCAGUCCUGUCGCUCACCGGGUGGUUGUGUGUCACCUGGGGGGCUGUGAGGAAGAUGCUGCUUGGUACCACACAUACCAGAUACUGUUUUUCCUUAUCAGUGCUUAUUUCUUCUCCUGCCCGGUCCCUGAGAAGUACUUCCCUGGCUGCUGUGAUAUCGUUGGCCAUGCCCACCAGAUCUUCCACACCUUCCUGGCCAUCUGCACCCUAUCACAGUUGGAGGCCAUUCUUUUGGAUUACAAGAACAGGCAGGAGAUUUUCCUGAAGAGACAUGGGCCUUUCUCUGUUUAUCUCUCCUGCAGCUCUUUUUUUGGCCUAGUGGCUUGUAGUGCCAUCACAGCUUAUGUCCUGCGGGGCAGGAUCAAGGCCAGCCUGGCUAAGAAGGACUCCUGAGAGUCACAAAUGUGACGGGAACGACAUCACCAAGGUGGUGAAAAACCAGAAAAAGGGGCAUAACAUAUUAGAGACAUAACUGUCUUAUUUGCCUAACACACUGUGACUAAUCAGGACCCUGGACUCAGGUGGAGGGCUGGAGACUUCAUGCUGGAUGCAUUUUCACAGCUGGGAACUGCCUUUUGCCCUCAAGUGGGACAUGGAGUGUUUUAAGCUGGAACAAGUCACUUAACCAAGGAUGCUGGAAUAGGCAGAGGUUUCUUGUUCAUUCUGGUAAACCUGUGGGUGAUACCUUGCUGAAUGUCAGGGAGGGCAGCCCGAAGGCUGUGAGACUGUAGAAGGUUCUGCCAGGGCUCACAAUGCACCAUGAGGACCACAGCUGGAUGUGAUGACCUCUCUGGGUUUUUCCAUUUCUGCUAUCUUUAGGAGACCUGUUACAAUCGAAGGCAGCAGCGAGGUUUCAAGAGGAGCCUACGUUUCUAGGGUUCGGCUGCAAGGGUGUGUGUGGCACAGUGGCUGGGGUAAUCCUUUUCCUGCUCCAGCUGGGCUAAGCGAGGUUAUCUCUAUGGUCCCAUGUCAAGUAUCUCAAUGCCAGCUUGCUGAGGUGGCUUUGGCAAAGCAUGUUUGGAGACUUGGGCCUUGCCUGGGGUCCUCUAGGUCUGAAAAAAAUAGGUCUGAACCUGUGUCUGCUGGUGACUGGUGUGGGUCCAGAAUAGGUGAAGAUGUUAGGUCAGUUCCAUCUUUUCUUCCUGGAGGACUCCCACCAUUUCCAGAGGAGCUGCUCAUCAAAACCAAGGAGUCAGGCUGUCCUAAGGAUUACUAACAGGAGACAGGGUCUUUCUCAGCAGGUUGAAUUGGAUCUAAAGUAGUGGCUUGGUAGCCUACCAGACAGGUCUUCAAAGGCUCUUCACUUCCAUUUUAAGUACUUACUUGCUCUUGAGGAGCUGGGCCUGGGUCAGGCUGGAGAUGCUUUUGAGCCAUCUUCAGUAGCAGUGGCAAAGGUUGAACACCUUUGAUGCCAUCAGCCUUCAGGGUUGGCCCUGGGAGGAGAGAGGCUUUUGAUGCUGGAUGCGUCAUUUUGGCUGCUUGUGUGACAGGUUCAUGCAUUCCUGCCUCGACUGACUCUGACCUGUCUAGGGAGUCUGACUGACUUCUAACACUAUCCAUGCAGUGUAGAGUAACUUGGGUGUCACAGGAAAGGCUCUGGGCCCUGGGCCUCCAACAGCCCCACUACAGUCAUGGACAAAAGGGUAUGAAAGUGAAGUAGUCUUUAUUCCACUCUUAAUGCUGCUUUUCGAGACCCCAAGCAGUCCUUGGUGGGCCUUGUGGGAGGUGCAGGCCUGCUUUUCUCUGACCAAUGGGGUUGUAAAUCUGGCACAUUGUUAUCAGCACUAGAUGAAGGUAGAACAACAAAAGGCAGGAGCAGGGUGACAGCAUUAGUCGUGUGCAAGCUUAGGACAGGUUUGUCCAUGAGACUUGGUGGUUCCUGUGUGGAGCAGCAAAGAUAGUGGUUAGGGACAUUUGAUGUCCAUGGGUCACUCUUGUCCAAGGUUUAGCAGGGGUUGGUUUACUGUAUCCCCCCACUAGAUGAGUCUCUUCUGUGCUUGCUGGGAGGCAAUAACAGAUACAGAAUCCCACCGUUGCACUGAAGGUGGUAGCACCUGCAGGACAGGAUGCUCAGAGCCCAUGCAGAGAUAUGGUCCCAUGCAGCCUGGACACCUGCUCCUUGACCAUAGUAAACCCUGGCAUAGUUCCUCCUAGCUGCAUGCUAGGCAAGACCUGCAGCCUCAAAUGCCUUCACGUUUGGCAAAAAUCUUUGCUGAAGCCAAGGAAUCCUUGGGAUCUGUUCCAGCCACAGAUUUGUCUCACUAAAUCCAAGGGCAAGCAAAUGAAUCCUGAUUGCUGGUUCUGAGCAGGCAGAGCGUAGGGUUGGGGGUUAGAGAUAUGAUUUGUCGUGACAAGCACUGACUUCUGCACUUGGUCUGUUGUUUAACUAUUGGGAUGUGUGUUUAUGUGCAUGUGUGUGCAAGUCCUGGGUUUGGCUGGGGUAGGGUUAAUUUUUACAAGGAGCAGGAUUUAUUAUCCACAAUGGCUUUGCCUUUGGCUUUUAUAUCCGCAGAGCCUCCUAGCUGGGUCAAGAUUAUCCUGAAGGAAACAGUAGGAAGAGGAGCAAGGUGGGCUGGACAACUGUGUCUCUGGAAACAGAUCUAUUCAUAGGUGCUCUGCUGGUUUUUGUGGAUCAAUUUGAAACUCAUGGCCCUGCUGACAAAUAAAAUACAAAGGGGGAGGGAAGUAAGUUUUGAGUACAGGAGAAAAAAAUGUAGGAAAGCCUUUAGGAGACCAUCUAGUCCACCGUUUCUCAUCACUCUAGGCCUCCUGGUUUACAUCCAAUCCAGCUGAGAAAUUAAUUAGUUUCCUACAAUUUUCCUCAGGGGAGUGGCAAGUGGGGAUGGUCCCACUCACACCUCAUCAUACCCCUUCCCAUGUGUAGGAGCUCAUCUCACCACAGGGUGAGCUGGUGCCAGGGGAUGGACUAAAGCAAAACCAGUCCUACUGAAAAAAUGUCAGCAAUUUCCUGCUGGUUUGAGCUUUUGGGCAGGUCACUUGGACAACACUUCUGCCUGCAGGGAAGGGCCAAAGCCGAGGCCAGCAGCAGCUCCUCAACUAGUAGAUGGACUGUUGUGGGUCCUCUGUGGCUUUGCUUGUGGGUCUGCUCCCAGUUUGGGCAAAGGCUUCCAGUGGGAUCAGUGCUCCUUCUCACAGCCUAAUUUGCUUUGGUUUUGUGGCAGGUAAAGCAAAAUAAGCCACUGAAUGUGGAUCUGGCUAGGCUCCUGUGCAGGAAGAGGAGUAAACCAGGCUGGUCCAGAGCUCCUUUCUGAGCUGACACUGACAGGGAGUGGGCAUUGCUGCUAAUAGCAAAGCCUCCUCUGCUGCUACCUAGAAUUAUACUGGAACCAAAGGAAGGGAUCAUCCAGGUGUUUCCUUCUCUAAGGGUUUGGAAAUAGAUGAAGUGUCCUGCUCUUGUCAAAAGAAGAUGAGUACAGUAAUGCCAUCCAGUUCAGGGACAGGGAGAGGAGGGGCCCACGUGCCUCUUCUGAGCUAUUUUUGGCCGUAUGUCAUCUCCCUUGCCUGACAGAAGUGCAGCUUCUCCUGUGGAGCAGUUGUGUGACAGUGGUGGGGUUUCCCAUUUUCUCCUGUCACCUUCAGGUGAAGCCCCCCUGUCCCAGUGUGGCCCUGCACUUGGACCUGGAGCUGAGCUCGUGGUUACUAUGAUGGGUUGGUUUAGCAGGGGAUGUCCAUACAGAUGGCCGCUGUGAGGAUGCACCCUUGUGUCACAAGCGGCUUACCAACACUGGAGCUUCCUUCAUCCCUGGCUCUAUCUUCCAAACAGUUUCUUUCUUUCCCUCAUCUCUGGACUCCACCUGUGUGCCUUAGGCCCCUGGGGAGCCUGCUGCACCUCGGCAGGGCUGAGGUUGGAAGGAGGCUGCCCAUGCCCUCCCCAAAGCCCUGCCCUUAUCCAGGGCAGAGCAGGGGCCAGAGAGAGUGGAAGUGCUGCUGUGAUAAAGGCUCAGCUUGUCCAACAGCCUUGCAGGGCCUUCUCCUUGGGCUCAUGCCUUCCAUCCUGGUGUUCCUCUAAUGAGGCACGGCUGGGAGGAGUGUAGCAGGGCCCGGGUUUGGUGAAGAGCUGACCACCAAAGGCUGAGAACAGCCAGGAUCCUGAAGGGAGUGAGGUCCUAACCAUUUUCCCCAGGAACCUCUGGUCCUGACAGUAUUUUUGCAGAUCUGGCAACCUGCAUAUGUACAGGACGACUCCUGAGAAUUCAUUCCAAUGUGCCUUAUGCCAUUCCUUUUUGGGGUUCAUCCUGAAGGAACCCAAGGCUCAGAGGCAACCCCUUUGCUGUCUGACGGUCCACAGUUGCUCUCAGCAGCUACUACCCACUGACAGGACCUGUUUGCUGUAAGGAGCAGAAGGGGAGGAUGGAGCUUGGUGCCUUAAACUUCUAUUUAUGCCUCGUGAUUUGUGCAACAAGGCAAGGUUGGGUUCCUCAUGUGCCUUGCAAUUUAUGUCUUUUACUGACCAGAUUGUUUUUAAGCACUGUUUGUUACUAAACAGAAGUACAAAAGAGUUUGUAUUUUUUUUCCCCUCGGAAACAGGGAAGAGUAUGAGUGUUACAUACUAACCAUCCCCUUCCCAGCUCCCAUCUGCUGAGUUUGUAUCCUUGAAAACGUUGAUAAUAUUUUAAGCUUUGUACUGUACUGAUCAUUAUUUAAAAACCUUAGUGGAAACAAAAAAA
This is a messenger RNA of Colius striatus (speckled mousebird), 5470 nucleotides long. It is a transcript of the gene PAQR8, whose product is annotated as progestin and adipoQ receptor family member 8. Gene Ontology annotation, biological process: response to steroid hormone. Gene Ontology annotation, cellular component: plasma membrane. Bases 117 to 1175 code for a protein of 352 amino acids. The record is from RefSeq and is a predicted model, not a curated record. Gene Ontology annotation, molecular function: nuclear steroid receptor activity; steroid binding. NCBI's taxonomy places the organism in Eukaryota, Metazoa, Chordata, Aves, Coliiformes, Coliidae. The transcript is spliced from 2 exons.